GCAGUGGGGGCGGCGCGGGGCAACCGGGGUGCGGGGUGCCGGGGCGCGCGCGCUGGCCGCUCGCCGAUGGGGGCCCCCGAGCCGCCGAUUCCUGCCGAGUGUAGAGAGGAGAGAGUGAACAGGGAGCGGGGCUUUUGUCUGUUUAUUACCCAGAGCUCUCUGUCUGGGUCAGUCAAGAACCAUUUCCAAAUAAGGAAAUGGAGGGAAGGCUUCCUAAGGAGCAAGUUAGCUGGUGCUUCCGGCUCAGAUCUCAUGAGCUUGCUGUCAAGAAGUCAGCAAGCUGCAAUCAUCUGAAGGCCUGACCAGGGCUGAAGAAUCUGCUAUUGGCGGGAGAACUCCGUUCCUCCACUCAUGGGCCUCACCACAAGGCUACUUAAGUGCCUCAUGACCUCUGGCUUCCCUCAGAGCAAGUAAUUUGAGAGCUGGGAGCGAGCCACAAUGCCUGUGACCUAUUCUCAGAAGUCACUAUCAUCCAUCAUAUUCUAUUCAUUAGAAGCAAGUCACUAAAUAUAGCCCACACUCACGGGGAGGGAAUUAAUAAGCUCUACCUCCUAAAGGGAAGAAUAUUGAAGAAUUUAUGGCCACAUUUUAAAACCAGCACACCAUCUGAAGUUAAAGCACUCAGGGUAAUUGUAAGCCAGGGGCUGAAAGUGAGAAGGGCUGAAAUAGAAUCAUAGCUUACUUCUUUCACUGAAGAGGUUUUUACAGUCUUUAGAGUUCCAGAGUGAAGGUCCGGCUUUCCAGAUUGAAGGUGUGUACGGAGAGCAUCCAGGAACUGUAAUAUUGGGGUUGCACACCCUCCAUUUAUUAAGACAAGUGCUGUCAGCCCCGGAAGGAAAAUUUAAGAGAAUGUAUCAGGAACUGUAAAAAACAGGAAAGCUAGAAUAAAUAUUGUCUAAAGUUCUAUUCAACUCAGUGGACUUCGGUUCGCUGAUGACAACUCCCUCAGCUUCCAUGAAGCUUGAAAUAGUCACUGCAUUUUAAACUUGCGGGACCCAGCUAUGACUUGCUAAGCCAUGGACUUACGGGGUUAAUAACUGCUGAGGCAGAGGUAAGAACUUGGGAGUGCUCGCUGGAGUCCAGGUGGGAGACACAAACUCUGAUUAGGAGCCGCUUUGUUCUCUUUGGAGGCAAAAAAUAACACCCUGUGGCCUUUGGGCAGAGAUUGCUGACCAGCAACCAUGGCUCAGAUAGGCCUUGUAGACUUGUUUUGCCUGCUAGGUGUUUUAUAAAAAUCUUGAUUUAAUUGCCAACAUUUACAAAUGGGUAGAUUUCAUGUGAAAAUGCGGGUUUUUGUCUUCCCUGAAAAACUGGACGACACGGCAAUAGAGGGUUUGGAGCUGAGUGGGGCCUGCACCUUUGGUGAGGAACCACCCCUACCUCUCCACGAUCCAGUACUCAUAACCUCUGAUUGUCUUGUACCCUGCCUGCCUCCGUUGGCUUGUGGGUUUGCAGCACUCAUCCUCCGGGUUCAGGCAAUGGUAACGUGCUUAUUCACUCACAAAGGGCCCGGGGACCUUCUGAGAUCUUUUGUUCAGCAUCUGGAGUGCAUGCAGGUCUGUGAACACCAGACUGGGAACAGACUUCUCAUCACUGCUCCCCAAACAGGGGCUGCUGCAGUCCCAUCUGCAUCCCCAGACCCUCUUUUAAACUCUUCAGUGGCCCUCCCUCAGGGACUGAGACCCCUAUGGUAAAAAAUCUUGCACGGGGUCAGGCUAGGCUAGGUAGGGGUCUGAUAAACUCCUGAUUUCCAAACUAGGGUAUGUGUGCCUCAGGACACGUGAGGUCUUUCCAAGGAGUACAUGCUCAUGGGUAGUUUUAAGUGAACUAAUUUCCAGAUUCCCUAUACAUAUCCUACUCUUUCCCCAAAUGGAUCUACUGAGAAUGAAUCUGUAUUCAUAUUAGUCCCUGCCCCACAUUAUAACAACAAAGAUAUAUGCCCUUAAUAUGAUCCCAAACUCCCAGAUGUGGCAAACAAAAGGAAAAUUUCCUUUAAUGGAAGCUUUAUGGCCCUUUGAAGGUUCCUUUAAUCAGAAAUCCACAGAACUUUUGGCUUUCCCUUCUUAAACACAUGUUCAAAGUGCUAUGUUAGAAAACACAGAAAUAAAGUGUUUGGACUCAUAUAUGGCUUUUUAGAAUUCAGAUACACAUGGUAAAGUAGAAUGAUAGAAAUGACAAUUUUUAUUGAAUACCUUUUCCUCUUCUACCUCCUUACUCUUGUCAAAGAACGCCUUGCUCUUGAGGGGGAGGGUCCUGAGAGAAUGAAGCCCAGAGAGAAUCAGAGACAAUGACUACCAAAAGUGGCCUCUUCGUGCACUUGUACACAAUUAUUUUACACAAUUCUCCAUACUCAUCCCUAGAAUAUAGCUUAACUGGGAAGAAAUGCAACCUAGAGCAGCUACAGCAACACAGGUUUGCAAUGGUGAUUAUUGUAAAUGAAAUUAGAAUGCCUUCAAGGAAUACCAAUUUUUACAAAAUAAGAUGGAGAAAACCCAAGGAUAAACUUCCCUGUGCAUUUUCAGAUUUAGUGUGCAUUAGCUAAUACAGUUGUCAAAACCUGUUGUAUCAAACCAGAGCAUGAAAUAAUUGUUUCAGUUAUAGUCAAUUCUCUUUAUUCUUAUUUAAUGCUUAAUAUCUUUUUCAUAAUACUAAAAAAAUUAUGUGCUGCCAGACUGAUUAGCAGC
Molecule: messenger RNA, 2684 nt
Organism: Zalophus californianus (California sea lion)
Lineage: Eukaryota; Metazoa; Chordata; Mammalia; Carnivora; Otariidae
Gene: NREP
Product: neuronal regeneration related protein
Exons: 4
Coding region: 67-294 (75 amino acids)
Biological process (GO): axon regeneration; regulation of transforming growth factor beta receptor signaling pathway; regulation of neuron differentiation
Cellular component (GO): cytoplasm; nucleus
Source: RefSeq, a predicted model, not a curated record